AUGACGAAUUUACUUAUUAGUUUAUUCGAUAAUACAGAAUUACUCACCGAAGAAAUUCAAAGACAAAUGGCAGAAUGUCUAUUAUUAAAAACUGAUUUUAAUACUACAAAGGAGCUAGCUAAACUCGAAUUGUUUAAACUUCGAUUUGGCGAAUCUAAAAUGUCAACUGUUGAAGUAAUGGUUAAAGAUAUUUCAGAUUCAAAAAGAAUAAAUGGAAAUAUUUAUAAUAAUAAUGAAAGAUUAAUUCGUAAAAAUGCAGCCGAGUCAUCAGAUCUUGAAAUAAUUUUAAAUAAUGAAAAUGAAAUUUUAUAUACUUCCAUUCUUUCAAGAUUAUUUUGGCCAACUAUUAAUAAUGAAGAAUUUGAAGUUCCGCCUCCAAUAUCUGAUGAAAUGAAAACUUAUAAUAAUGCCUUUCAAAGUUUAAAACCAAGAAGAAAACUUAAUUGGUUACCUUCACUCGGCAAAGUUCAAUUGGAAUUGGAAUUUCAAGGGAAAACACUUGAAAUGGAAGUAGAACCGGUUCAUGCAACAAUUAUAUACCAUUUUCAAGAAAAAGGUAUAUUCAAGAAACAACGUGAUGAUGCAGCUCGGUGUUUAGUAAAUAGUUGGAUGGAUGAUAAAAAUCCUAAUUUUGAGCUGAUUGAUGAAUUGGGACGUACUGAAAUUCCCAUAGAAAAUCAAAAUGAUGAUGAAUACAAUUUAGAUGAUGAUGAUAAUUGGAUACCGGAUCCUGUGGAUGCUGGACCUGAAUACAAAUCAUCAAUAUAUCGAUUAGCUGAUAUGACGAAUUUACUUAUUAGUUUAUUCGAUAAUACAGAAUUACUCACCGAAGAAAUUCAAAGACAAAUGGCAGAAUGUCUAUUAUUAAAAACUGAUUUUAAUACUACAAAGGAGCUAGCUAAACUCGAAUUGUUUAAACUUCGAUUUGGCGAAUCUAAAAUGUCAACUGUUGAAGUAAUGGUUAAAGAUAUUUCAGAUUCAAAAAGAAUAAAUGGAAAUAUUUAUAAUAAUAAUGAAAGAUUAAUUCGUAAAAAUGCAGCCGAGUCAUCAGAUCUUGAAAUAAUUUUAAAUAAUGAAAAUGAAAUUUUAUAUACUUCCAUUCUUUCAAGAUUAUUUUGGCCAACUAUUAAUAAUGAAGAAUUUGAAGUUCCGCCUCCAAUAUCUGAUGAAAUGAAAACUUAUAAUAAUGCCUUUCAAAGUUUAAAACCAAGAAGAAAACUUAAUUGGUUACCUUCACUCGGCAAAGUUCAAUUGGAAUUGGAAUUUCAAGGGAAAACACUUGAAAUGGAAGUAGAACCGGUUCAUGCAACAAUUAUAUACCAUUUUCAAGAAAAAGAUACAUGGAAAUUGGAUGAUUUGGCAAAACAGAUGAAAUAUGAUCCACAAAAACUUAAAUAUAAAAUGGAAUUUUGGACAGAUCGUGGUAUAUUAGGAAAGAAAUCUAAAGACGAAUGGGUUCUUUUAGAGAUGGAAACAAAGGCAUCAUCAACAAAUAUCUAG
This is a messenger RNA of Entrophospora sp. SA101, 1500 nucleotides long. The record is from the annotation of a GenBank genome assembly. NCBI's taxonomy places the organism in Eukaryota, Fungi, Glomeromycota, Glomeromycetes, Entrophosporales, Entrophosporaceae.